AUGGCAACAACCACAGAAACCCCAAAACGCGUCAUAGAAAAUCUCGAGUCAGAGACACGAGAGGAGAAAGUCGUAACAGAUGAAGUCGAGAAUGUGGACAUCACUCCUCCAGGCGAAGAAGUUCAAAUUACAAAAGAGCUAGAUCGUCUCAUCACUAAGAAAUUCGAUAGACAUAUUGUGCCAUGGCUAUUUGGACUGUGGCUAUUAGCUUUCAUUGACCGUUCUAAUAUUGGGAAUGCUAAGAUUGAUGGAUUGGCUGCGGACUUGGGGAUUCUCCAGGGGACCAAGUUUAAUAUCGCACUGGCUAUCUUCUAUGUUCCUUACAUUUGUGUUGAUAUUCCAUCAAAUUGGCUCGUCAAAAGAGUAGGCGCUGGUCACUAUCUUCCCAGCAUGAUCAUAGCCUGGGGUAUUAUAAGUCUCUGCAUCGGAUGGGUAAAAACAUGGAAAGGUUUACUCGUUGCUCGUUUCUUCCUCGGGUUGAUGGAAGGUGGAUUGUUAGGAGGUAUUAUAAUCUAUCUAGCCAUGUUCUACCGCCGUCACCAACUCAUGCGUCGAAUCGGUCUAUUUUACUGCGCCGCUCCAUUGUCAGGAGCCUUCGGCGGUCUGCUCGCCACAGGACUUUCAGAAAUCAAAACUCGAGGGUAUAAUGGUUGGCCGUUUAUUUUCUUCGUCGAGGGAGCUAUAACUAUUGUUUUUGGAAUCAUAACAAUAUUCUUCCUUCCCCAUACACCCUCUCACUCAAAAUUUCUGACAGAAGAAGAAAGAUACGUCGCUAUUCAUCGCAUGAAGCUUGAUUAUCGUGGUGCUUCUCCCGUUGCCAAUAUAGAUAAUGAGAAGUUUAGCUGGCAUUGGGUAAGACUUGCUGUGUUCAAUUGGAAUACUUGGCUGCUUUCACUGAACUUCUUUGCUGUUAUCACUCCUAUCUAUUCUUUUUCUCUUUUUCUACCCACGAUUAUCACGGCUCUGGGUUAUACCCGAGUAAAUGCGAAUCUCCUAACUGUCCCCCCAAACAUGGUCGCUUUCCUCAGCGUUAUACUCGUCACCUCCCUCUCCGAUUAUUUCAAACGCCGCGGCAUUUUCAUGCUCAUCUGCGCCAGCAUCGCUAUAAUCGGUUAUAUAAUGCUCAUCACCACCUCACAACCUCAUAUCCAAUACGGUGGCACAUUUCUCGUCGCUGCUGGAAGUUUUGCAUGUCCACCUAUAGUCAUGGGUAGGUCCCCGAUCCCCAAUCCCAAACCCCCCAUUCUCCCUAUUUCCUCUUCAAGUUCAUAUUCGCCAUCUCCCCUAAAACUAAACCCCCACUCCUUGCCAUCAGGCUGGCUAGCAAACAACACCUCCCCUCACUACGUACGCGCGUCCGCCUCGGGGUUGCAAAUCGGCCUCGCCAAUAUUGCCGCCUUCAUCGCUACCUUUACAUAUAUCGCGGAAGAUGAACCUCGGUAUGUAACCGGGCAUGCUAUCAAUCUCGGUAUGUUAGGUUUGUGUUUGGUGGUUACUAGUGUUACGAUGGGUUAUUGUAGGUGGGAGAAUCGGAUGCGGGAGAGAGGCAUGAGGGAUGGGAGGUUGGUGGAGGGGAAUGUAGGGGAGUUGGGUCACAGACAUCCAGACUUCAGGUAUACUGUUUGA
Molecule: messenger RNA, 1626 nt
Organism: Sclerotinia borealis F-4128
Lineage: Eukaryota; Fungi; Ascomycota; Leotiomycetes; Helotiales; Sclerotiniaceae
Source: the annotation of a GenBank genome assembly